Sinocyclocheilus grahami is the source of this 1256-nucleotide messenger RNA. Its product is annotated as mannose-P-dolichol utilization defect 1 protein-like. The transcript is spliced from 6 exons. Gene Ontology annotation, biological process: oligosaccharide biosynthetic process. NCBI's taxonomy places the organism in Eukaryota, Metazoa, Chordata, Actinopteri, Cypriniformes, Cyprinidae. The coding region runs from base 585 to 1256 and encodes 223 amino acids. The record is from RefSeq and is a predicted model, not a curated record.
UUUAUUUGUUAUAUUUUAUUUAUUAUAUCGGCUGUAUGAGCCUCGAGCGCCCCCUGUAGAAACACAUUGUCCUCUAUUUGAUCCCUCCGCCCCCCAGUGCUGAUGGCAAGGCGUUUGACAAACAUUUGCGUACAUUUGUGUAAAUACAAAACGUCUGAUUUGUGAAAACCGAAAAGUAAUUCAGAUCAUUUACCUUAAUUAAACCACUUCAGGAAAAUGUGGCUCUCAUUUCUGUAGCGGUGAAAACCUCAUUAGACAGCUGUUGCAGUGACUAACCAGAGACGCCCCUCUAAACUUCAACAUCAUUGGAGAGGCUUGCUGUGCUGUCAAACUAGAGACAUUUUGCUGGAAAUUACAAAAUAAGACAUAUUUUGACAGGUCAUUGGUUUAAAGUUCAGAAAUGUUUUGCUUAUACGUAAGAAAAAAGACGACCAAAAGUCUCUCAUUUAAUUUGGAAUGACUAGUUUAACCCUGUAAUUGGUUAUUUAUUGCUGUCGAGCAGUAAGUUUAAUUGACAUUAUUUUCCCUGCUUCAGAUUUGCGUUGGUACACGAGAACACGAACACUAACGGGGAUACAUAAACUAUGGACACGUCUGAUGAAGGGAGGAUGUCUCGUUUGAAAGAAUUUUUGCUAACUUUCUUCAUGCCAGAAAAAUGUUAUGACCAGUUUUUCCUUUACUUCAACUUUAUGCACGUUCCCUGUCUGAAGAUUGUCUUAAGUAAAACUAUGGGAAUAUUGAUUUUGGUGGGAAUUGUUAUUGCUCCACUCCCUCAGAUCUGGAAAGUUCUUUGGUCUGGAAGUUCUAAUGGACUGUGUAUGACCUCCAAUUUUCUGGAGCUGUUGGCCAUCUCUACUCAUGCAGCUUUCUGCUACGCUCAAAAAUUUCCCAUUGGUGCCUGGGGGGAAAGUUUGUUUGCAUUGAUCCAGAUUGCUGUACUGGUUUUGCUUGUCCUGCACUAUCAAGGGAAAACCAUAAAAGGUGUAUGUUUUCUUGCUCUAUACUGUGGCUUUAUGUUCCUCCUUGCCUCACCUUUGACUCCUGUGUCGGUGGUUUGGACCCUGCAUGAGUGGAAUGUGCUGCUGGUUAUUGCUGGCAGGUUUUUCCAGGCAAGAAGUAACUUCAGAUGGGGACACACCGGACAGUUGUCUGCGCUCUCUGUUUUCCUGGUCUAUCUUGGCUCUCUGGGACGCAUUUUCAGUUCCCUGCAGGUGCACACACGUUUACUUCGCUAUCUAAAUGGGGACAUUGCAUAG